Messenger RNA from Petromyzon marinus (sea lamprey), 1131 nucleotides. RefSeq names its product phosphohistidine phosphatase 1 (gene PHPT1). Gene Ontology annotation, cellular component: cytosol. Gene Ontology annotation, molecular function: protein histidine phosphatase activity. The record is from RefSeq and is a predicted model, not a curated record. Gene Ontology annotation, biological process: peptidyl-histidine dephosphorylation. Lineage: Eukaryota; Metazoa; Chordata; Hyperoartia; Petromyzontiformes; Petromyzontidae.
CCCCCCACGUGGUCCCCGCGUCGACACCGGCUGGGCCCCGCUUUGCCGCGGUCCCUUAGUGCCGAAUCGGCCGCUGCGAACUCCACGGCGCUCUGCGCGAUCCCUGAGAGUUGUACGUGGCCAGCACCCGCUGGAGAUGUCCCUGAGCGCCGUGCAAGACGUGGAGGUGGCGCACGACGCCACCUACAAGUACGUCCUGGUGCGUGUCCACGCGCAGGGUGGGGCGGCGCACAAGGACGUGGUGCGAGGGUUCCCCUCGGCAGAGUUCCACGCGGACGUUUAUGACAAACUGAGCGCCGAGGUGGAGAGCCUGGGCCUGGACUGCGAGUGCCUGGGUGGCGGCCGUAUCCAGCACGACUCCGCCACCAAGACCAUCAAGGUGUACGGCCACUCUGUGGGAUUUGGGAAAGCUGACCAUUCAGUGACGACGGAGAAGCUGAAGGCCAAGUAUCCGGAUUACACCAUCACUCAUUCCGAUGAGGGCUAUUAACAUGGAAUCCCCGGCGAUAGCGGUAAACUUGAAAAGGCAUUGCGCUUAAGCAUCCGCUGCCCCGUACUCAACCGCUCCCGAAACGGCAACUCUUUCUCGUUCCACUUCGACGUUUUGCAUUAUCGAUGCACUUCUCCCCGUUUGGUGUCGCGUCGGCACGUGUGUGUGUUUACGAAGCGCUGGUUAGUCACGUUGAACAGGCGUACUUAGGUGGCUUAAGACCACGACAGAGAAUUGUCCACUUCGCCUCUACCAACCCGCAUUGAUGCACACUCACCACUAGUUAACUCACCACUCCAAACCUGUCGACCCCUUACCAGUGCUCUGCCGUGUUACAGACCAAUUCAGACCUUAUUGGUCACCCCGUGCCUGCAUAAAUCUCAACGUUCAUCCUGCAAAGUCCCAUCGCAAGGGAGAAACACGAACAAAUACACAACAUUUUUGUUUGCCCGUAUUGAAACGGCUGUCCGCCAUAUGGACCUGAAAGCUCAAUUUCCCUGUACAAGAGUACGGGGUAAACCGUUGACAGGUAUGUUGAUGUCCACCUUUCGCAGUUGGAAAUAAAGGCAGUCUACGACAACGUGAUGAGCAUCUCCCCGAGUUGGUUUUCCGAUGAAAAAUAAAUGAAAAACGAAACAAAA